CGCGCGGUGGCAGCCAGUGAGCGCGGCGGGGGCGGCCGGGCGGGGUUUCCCGGCCAGGUGGGUGCCGGCGAGGAGCGGAGCCGGGCCGGGAAGGGCUGAGCCGGGCCGGGCCGGGGGCCUGCGCUGGCGGCAUGGUGCGGCAGGAGCCUGCCGGGGCGGCGCGGGAGGCCGCCGCUGUCAGCGCCGAGGUGCGGCUGUCCCGGCGUCGCUGGGCCGUGCUGCUGCUCUUCAGCAGCUACUCCCUGUGCAACGCCUUCCAGUGGAUCCAGUACGGCAGCAUCCACAACAUCUUCGUGCGCUUCUACGAUGUGAGCGCCUUCGCCAUCAACUGGCUCUCCAUGAGCUACAUGCUCACCUACAUCCCCCUGCUCUUCCCCGUUGCCUGGCUGCUGGACAGGAGGGGCCUCCGCCUCAUCGCCCUGGCCGGCUCGGCCCUCAACGCCCUGGGCGCCUGGGUGAAGCUGGGCAGCCUGAAGCCGCACCUCUUCCCCGUCACCGUCCUGGGGCAGGUCAUCUGCUCCCUGGCCCAGGUCUUCAUCCUGGGCAUGCCCUCGCGCAUCGCCUCCGUCUGGUUUGGCCCCCGCGAGGUCUCCACCGCCUGCUCCAUUGCUGUCUUCGGCAACCAGCUCGGCAUUGCUGUGGGCUUUCUGGUCCCUCCAGUUCUGGUUCCCAAUGUGGAGGAUGUGGAGAAGCUGGCCUACCACAUCAGCAUCAUGUUCUUCAUGACCGCAGGUGUGGCCACAGCCCUAUUCAUCCUGGUCAUUAUAGUCUUCAAGGAGAAACCCCCACACCCUCCGAGCCGAACUCAGGCCUUGAUCCAGUCAAGACCAACAGAGGAGUAUUCCUACGUGCAAUCAAUCCUCCGUCUGCUCCGCAAUGCCAACUUUUUGCUGCUUAUGGUCACUUACGGUCUGAAUACAGGUUGCUUCUACGCCUUGUCCACUCUGCUGAACAGCAUGGUGAUCUAUCACUACCCAGGGGAGGAGGUGAAUGCUGGCAGGAUUGGACUCACCAUUGUACUGUCGGGGAUGGUUGGGGCUCUGAUCUCCGGCAUCUGGUUGGACAGAACCAAAACCUACAAACAGACAACGCUAGUUGUCUAUAUCAUGUCUUUCAUGGGAAUGAUAGUCUACACCUUCACUCUGAGCUUAGGACACCUCUGGGUGGUCUUUGUGACUGCAGGCAUACUGGGGUUUUUCAUGACAGGAUACCUUCCCCUGGGCUUUGAGUUUGCUGCAGAGUUGACAUACCCAGAAUCGGAAGGAACAUCAUCAGGGCUCCUUAAUGUCUCAGCACAGAUUUUUGGUAUUGCCUUCACCAUUGGCCAAGGGCAAAUCAUGGAUCACUUUGGGCCGAGUGAAGGAAACCUCCUUCUUUGUUCCUUCCUGUUCCUGGGGACCAUUAUGACAGCAUUCAUUAAGGCUGAUCUCCGAAGACAGCAGGCCAAUUUGGAUAAUGAACAGACGAGACUCCAAGGCAGCAAUCAGCUCACGGAUUACGGGACUGUAGCUUGUAACCCUAACCCCAUCAAUUCCCAUUCCUGCUCACUAGCUCAUACACAAAGUGGGGAUGUGAACCUCUGUCCUGUGUACCUCUGACUCCUGCCUCAGAUGUCAAGUCUUGCCCCACAAAAGUGAUGCCAGAAGCACACACUGAUCCCAUAGUCCUUGAGGAAUCAAAGCUAUGAAAUGGAGAGGCGGCAGAGCUGGGAGAUGCAAGCCCCCUCAUUCCCAUCUUUGCUACCUACACCGUCCUGUUACAUGCACACCAUGGCAGAGGGGGCAGCCUCAGGACAGGCGCCCAGUGAACUGCUUGUGGAGGGAGGGUGUGAAAGAGCAAAACAAGGAGAGAGUUGCACUCUUUAGUUAUUACCUCUGCAUCUUGCUGUUUUGGAGACUUCGCUGCUUGGGAGGAAAAGUUGGGAAAAUCCACUGCUUCCCCCCCCACCCCACCAUGUACACUUGAAAAAGAGAAAGAGCACAGGCUGGGAAAAGCCAUAGUUCCAGGCUAGCCUUGAGCGCAUGAGGGUGGCACCCUGCACGUGGCUGUGUCUCCUCUCACAGGCAAGCUGUGACAUGAAAUGCAGAAGCUGGACCACACUUGCUCUGUGAACAGCCCUGGAAGAGUUUUCAGCUGGCUUUCUGCCUUCGUGCCCGUGAUGCUCUGUUGUUGCACACGUGAUGGUAGAGGCCUCGGCACAUCACCAGCAAGUACAAAGCAGUGCAUCUGCCACUGCCAGCUCUGGUUUUAUUAUGGGGCUUUCCCAGAUGAAGCACUCUUAGUCUCUGGAUAAACCUCUGCUCAGAAUUCACUGAGGUUGCCCUGAUAUUCCUAUAUAUUAGGAGUAAUCGGGAGAUACCAAUAUGCUUCCUUCUGCCUAGAGGCAUGGACUAGUUCUUUAGCUUAUGUCAAAGCUGCAGCCUAAGCCCAGCCCCUCGGUACACCAGCAAUAGGAGUCAGACCACAAGCUCCCUGGGCUUAGGACUGUGUUUUCCUCCUUAAUGAUGAAGUGCCUUUUGUGUGUUUCAAUAUUACGUAAAUUUUUUUGUGAAGUGUUAUAUUGAGAUAACUGGGCCAGGGCUCUGGUGUUCUUCACAGCCACAGAGCAGGGUUUGAGUAUGAUGGGAAUCCAGAUCGGCUCCACUGUGGAAGCUUAAUAGAGAACAGGAGAAGCCCUCUUACUGGCAUUUGUGUCUCAUAGACACUGCCCCUCUGUAUGCUGCUGUUUAUCUUCUAAACACAAAUACAGACCCUGAAAUCCCUUCUUCUUCCUUUCUAGCAUCCCUCUGCUGGUGGAUACAGCAAGUGUCCUUGUACUCCUCAAAUCAUGUGUGUGUCAUUUGAGGGGACAGACACCAAAACCACAACCAGGUGGCAAUGGACAAAAGUAGUCCUCUGACACACCAUUUUUUUACAAAUCAUUUUCUGGGUGAAAUUGAACAGUCUUUUGACACAUUAAAAAAUUCAAUUCCUAUCUGUGAUAGCUUGGGAUUGAGGAUGGGGGUCUAAAAUGGCUUUUCAAUACAAGGUUUUAUAUAAAAUAAAAAUAUUUGAACUGUACAAUGAAA
Messenger RNA from Falco peregrinus (peregrine falcon), 3068 nucleotides. It is a transcript of the gene FLVCR2, whose product is annotated as FLVCR heme transporter 2. NCBI's taxonomy places the organism in Eukaryota, Metazoa, Chordata, Aves, Falconiformes, Falconidae. The record is from RefSeq and is a predicted model, not a curated record. Gene Ontology annotation, cellular component: membrane. Gene Ontology annotation, biological process: heme export; transmembrane transport. Gene Ontology annotation, molecular function: heme transmembrane transporter activity; heme binding. Bases 132 to 1598 code for a protein of 488 amino acids. The transcript has 12 exons.